CAGCCGUAAAAGCAGUCAGACUCUGAAUACUUAAAGUUUCAAAAUAAAGAUUAAAAAUAAAACUAUAUAAAUAAGCUUCCCCAUCCGGAAUCUGUAAAUAAAAAGCUCAGGGUUCUCGCUCAGCCAGAAUCCAGCGAUGCAACCCCUCAGCUCUCCCUGUAAACAGCAAGCGUUUAACCUCAGUUACUGACUGCUUACCAGUUGCAGCUUAGAACAUAAUAAGUCCAUACACUCUACAGGUCACUGUCAGUUUGAGGGUCAUAAGUUUACUCGGUCAGUAAGCAGUUAAAAUAAUACUCAACCUGUUCGAAGCGCCGCGCGGGAGGAGACACAAGGGGGGAGAUCUCGCUUUCUCUCAAUCAUCUGACCCCUCAACACAAAAACUGUGUCUUUCUCUACAACCCUCGCGCCGUCAUGCUUAGUAUUUAUAAAUAGCGGACACCCUGUCACAAAAAAAAAAAUCGACAGGAUGUUGUAUUUCACGCCUUUACGUAUCCUAAAAAUCCCCAUCACAAGGACAAACACAAUGCCUGUAUUAUCAAUAAUGUAUAUAUAAGGCCCUCUUCCCACCUAACUGAAUGCAUGCACGGUGACUCCUACGAAAUAUGUCACAAGCGUCUUCUGCUUCGGUCCUCACUAACGCUCACAUCCAUGCCGCGGGUCAGAACGCAGGCCCCAACCUACAACAUGGGAUACAGUUCUUUGACCUCACAGGUGUGAAGCAAGAAAAUUUACUUUUAACACCGUUGAACUACGGGUUUUUAAAUGGGAACGUUCUAUAAGAAGAACUUGAAGUGAAGCACACCUCCCUCAGUCGGGGAAAAGUUACAGAAAUCAUCUUUUUCUUUAGCCCGACGGCAGCAAAAACGUUUUUACAAAUUAGGGUUGGUUUGCUUUUCUACAUUGAAACGUUUUACAAAUUUUUUUUUUUUUUAAAUGUGCACUCUGUGUGUUUUAAAAGGGCAUUUCUACCACAAAAUCCAAGAAUGGAACCCUUCCCAUGAAUACUGCCUCCUCUACAACCCAAUUGACGUAAGCGGUCUAACCCAGACAGAAGGCUACAAAGAGAUGUGCAAUAAGGAAAAGUGUCCCUCUUCAGCACACUGUGACAAAGACAUUUAUGAAUUCAAAACUGACACAGAUUCAACAAAUAGGAUCUUCUCACCAACACGGCAAUCAAAGGCGGGGCUUACCGGUCGAUGGUUUCUUCCGCGCAACUCCAAGACAGGCUCAAGAUAAAACAACUCCGGUUAUUUUUCUGCUUGACGCAUGGCGUGACAAGAUGAUAGCAGACCGGAUGUCAACGCUGUUCUGCAACUGUUGCAACUGGAGAGAUGUUUUGGGUGAUCAAGAAAGUGGUAGCUUUUUAGACCCGCCCUCCUCACAACACCCGAUACCGCCCCCCCCCCCCUUCAACGUUAACCACACCCCUUCUCAGUAUAAAAAACAACCGGGCAGACCGAUCGGAACAUCCAUGCAACUUCACUGACCAGACUUUUAGCAUCUGAAACCAUGAACAACUACGCGGUUGAAAGAACUACUCCAACAUCACCGCAGCAUGGCUCCCCGGACAGCGACAAAUUCUUUCCGGGACCGUACCACCCUCCUUUCCCCUCGCCAACCCCUGAAUCGUCUUCCGAACUCGACAGCGACAGCGAGAGUCUCCUCACAUCGCUGCAGAGGCAUACCGUCUACUGGUCCAGGCCCCCUGGAGGUGUGAAACUACGGCCCGAGUACUUUGUUUUACGGGAUGAGAAUUCCACGCUUCCAACCACACUUCCAGCCAGUCUUCCAGCCAUGCCGUCUCUGUCAGAGACCCAGGAGGAAGAUUCACAAGUGCUGAAUCUUCCACCCUCCCCGGACUGUUCUCAGUCUAAGUACUCACAGCUCCAGGACUCAGAACUCCCCUCCGGCCAAGGAGAACCAGCCUUCCCGGACCCUUCUCAACCCGAGGAUACGCAGCUUCCAUCCAGCCAAGGAGAGACUGACACCGGGGCGGAUGAAUACGACGGGUGGAUUCGCUUCGGCUUCAUCAAAGCUGUGAAAACUGUGGUGCAUCAUCUUCUGUACAAUGCCAUUGAAAAGUACAUGCAUGAUAAGUGGAACGGAUGUAGCACGGGCCGUCCUAGUUUGAGUGACCCUGAACGUUGGGAGCAUCUUGAGGAUGGGUUCUUUGAACGCAAUUACAAGGGUGUAAUGCGACUACUUUGUAACGCACGUUUCUUCGAUGCCGUUCAACGGUUUUUAGUCGCUCGCAACAUCCACCAAGACAACGACACAGUCAACGCCGUCGCACAGGCAUAUCUGUACGAAUUGACAAUGGUCAAACGGGUGCAUGACCACAUCAACGAGGUGUAUAAUCAGCUGGUUGAAGAAAACUAUGAAUUAAAAGAUCAACUUGAAGCCAUCACGCAGUACUGGCAGGGAUCUUGAAACCAAAGCAUGCAUGUUUUCUCAUAUCUUUCUUUAAUAUAUAUUAUAUGAGUCUUUUCUACAAUUAGCUUGU
Fundulus heteroclitus (mummichog) is the source of this 2506-nucleotide messenger RNA. RefSeq lists its product as uncharacterized. The record is from RefSeq and is a predicted model, not a curated record. Lineage: Eukaryota; Metazoa; Chordata; Actinopteri; Cyprinodontiformes; Fundulidae. The transcript is spliced from 6 exons. The coding region runs from base 1513 to 2433 and encodes 306 amino acids.